ACACCUCCAGCCACCCCAUUGGGUGUCUUGUUACUGAUUGAGCUGCCUCUUUUCUCUGGAAUAAUGGAAAGACUGAGGCUUCUGUCUACCAGGAGGCAAGAGUGGGUCUUUCAUUUUUGUUCAGUCUGAGUUAUGUGAAAGUUAGCUGUUCCCAGACCUAAGCUGCCUUCUGUCCCUACCCUCACAAGAUCUUGGUUCCUUCCUCCCCCUGCUGCAGUGAUACCCAUGGACCGCCAGUAGAGGCUGCUCUAGUUCUGUGUGUGGGGAAUCACCUGGUUCAAGGGACACGCUACCCUGUCAUUUUCUUUACCUUAUACUAAUUCUUUCCUCUGAAUAAUGUCUUAAAUUUCUUGAAGAGAUGCCAGGGACUCCUGGUUUUGGUUUUCAAGUGACUUGGGGGCUGUCUAGGACCCUAGCUCUCUCUGAAAUAAAGUUUCUUCAACUUCCACCUUGCAAAGUAGCCUCUGGUUUCCAAUGAUCCCCUCAUUGUCUCUGCAAAAAGAGAUUUAAGAUUAAGAUUGAACAAUGGAGGGACAUCUGCUCUAUUCUAUUUCAGAGGUUAGUACCAGUAGCUGACAAUUUUUGAAUGCCUACCUUGUGUCGGGCUCUGUUAAGCACUUUGUGUGCAUGAUCACAUUUAAUCUUCAUGAAUCUAUAGGGUAGUUUUGUCCCUUCUUUAUAGGUAAGGGCACUGAGGCUCAUGAUAAGUAACUGCCCUGUGGUUACACAGCUUAGGAACCUGGAAUUGGUAUAUAAAUCUGAUUGCUAAGCCCAGGCCCUCACCACUCCUUCUUUCUCACUGACUGCAUAGAAGAGGCCCAAGACUACAAAUCAAGGGCUUGGCCUUAGGCAACUUGCAAAACAGUGCAUACUGCUGAACUGGGCAGUGGAUCCUGGAAAUAUUGGUGGUGGUGCCUGCCAGGAGGUAGGAAAAUGGACAGUUACAAUGCCUGCAUGUAGCACACAGGCCUGCAUGUAGCACACAGGACUUUAUUGGGCAUCUGAGAUUUGCAUUCUUCCUCAGACCUAUUCUGGAUGGAAGGUAGAGUUGAGCGUUAAUCCAAAUGCUCUCUAAUCUGGUCUAAAUGAUGGAAAUCAGUAGGGGAGUUGACUGUGCUGGCAGUAGGUGUUCAGUGGCAGGGGAGGCUAUGCACGGGGAAGUAGUGCCUUGAGCCAAACCACAGAACAGAAAGUUGGAACAGAAUUAUAUAAAUCAAAGUCAGAAAUUUCCUGUCCAACCCACAGGGUGGAGUUUUCUCCAUUCCUGUCCAUCCUACUGAAUAUAAACCCUGAUUUCAUGUGGAAGGAGCAGCUGGUAAGACUCAUUUCAGCUCAGCAUUCACCAUGAAUCUCAAGGUAGUCCUUGUGUUCCUGGCACUGUCCCUCAUUACCAUCUUUGCCCUGGCCUAUGUCUUGCUGACCAGCCAAGGUGGCUCCAGCCAGCCUCCUCGCUGCCCCUCUGUAUCCCACAGUGCCCAGCCUUGGACACACCCUGGCCAGAGCCAGCUGUUUGCCGACCUGAGCCGAGAGGAGCUGAAGGCUGUGAUGAGCUUUCUGACCCAGCAGCUGGGGCCAGGCCUGGUGGAUGCAGCCCAGGCCCGCCCCUCGGACAACUGCAUCUUCUCGGUGGAGCUGCAGCUGCCCCCCAAGGCUGCAGCCCUGGCCCACCUGGACAGGGGGAGUCCCCCACCUGCCCGGGAAGCACUGGCCAUCGUCUUCUUUGGUGGACAACCCCAGCCCAACGUGAGUGAGCUGGUGGUGGGACCGCUGCCGCACCCCUCCUACAUGCGGGAUGUGACAGUGGAACGUCAUGGGGGCCCCCUGCCCUAUCACCGACGCCCCAUGCUGGGAACUGAGUUUGCCCAGAUGGCGAAACAUUUGAAAGAGGUGGAGCUACCCAAGGCACCAGUCUUCCUGGCUUCUGUCUUCAACUACAAUGGCUCCACUUUGGCAUUUCUGCAUGCCACCCCUGGGGGCUUUCGCUCAGGGGACCGUGCUACCUGGAUAGCUGUCUACCAUAACAUCUCAGGUGUUGGGAUUUUCCUUCACCCAGUGGGGCUGGAGCUGCUGCUGGACCACAGGGCCCUGGACCCUGCCCACUGGGCUGUCCAGCAGGUCUUCUACCUUGGGCACUACUAUGCGGACUUGAGCCAGUUGGAAUGGGAGUUUAAGGCUGGCCGGCUGGAAGUGGUUAGAGUUCCUCUACCCCUGCCAAAUGGGGCUUCAUCCCUGAGGUCCCGGAUCUCCCCAGGUCCUCUUCCCCCUCUUCAGUUCUCACCACAGGGCUCCCGAUAUAGUGUACAAGGGAACCUGGUGGUAUCCUCUCUCUGGACAUUUACCUUUGGCCAUGGAGUGUUCAGCGGCAUGAGGAUUUUUGAUAUUCGGUUCAAGGGCGAGCGGGUGGCCUAUGAAGUCAGUGUCCAGGAGUGUCUGUCUGUCUAUGGUGCCGAUUCACCCAAGACAAUGAUGACCCGAUAUUUGGAUAGCAGCUAUGGACUUGGCAGUCACAGCCGGGGCUUGGUGCGAGGAGUGGACUGCCCCUAUCAGUCUACAAUGGUGGACAUCCACAUAUUAGUGGGCAAAGGGGCAGUCCAGCUGCUCCCGGGGGCUGUGUGUGUGUUUGAGGAGGCCCAAGGACUACCCCUUCGAAGGCACCACAAUCACAUUGAGAGUCAUUUUUAUGGUGGUUUGGCUGGCUCAGCCCUUGUAGUGAGGUCUGUGUCAUCUGUAGGCAACUAUGACUACAUUUGGGACUUUGUAUUGCACCCAAAUGGGGCGCUUGAAGGGCGGGUCCAUGCCACGGGGUAUAUCAACACAGCUUUCCUGAGUGGGGGAGAGGAAAGCCUCCUCUUUGGGAACCGUGUGGGGGAACGAGUGCUGGGGGCAGUGCACACACAUGCCUUCCACUUCAAACUGGACCUGGAUGUGGCAGGGCUGAAAAACUGGGUGGUAGCUGAAGACGUGGUGUUUAAACCUGUGGCAGCCCCUUGGAGUCCGGAGCACCAACUGCAGCGCCCACAGCUGACUCGGCAGGUCCUGGGAAGGGAGGACCUGACAGCUUUUUCCUUGCAAAGCCCCCUUCCCCGCUAUCUUUACUUGGCUAGCAACCAGACUAAUGCCUGGGGUCACCAGCGCGGGUAUCGAAUCCAGAUCCACAGCCCCCUCGGCAUACACAUGCCCCUGGAGAGCGACAUGGAGAGGGCCCUCAGCUGGGGGAGAUACCAGCUCGUGGUGACCCGGAGGAAGGAGGAGGAGUCACAGAGCAGCAGCAUCUAUUACCAGAAUGACAUCUGGACACCCACUAUGGCCUUUGCUGACUUCAUCAACAAUGAGACCCUCUUAGGAGAGGACCUGGUGGCUUGGGUUACAGCCAGCUUCUUGCACAUCCCCCACGCUGAGGAUGUCCCCAACACAGUGACUGUGGGGAACAGAGUUGGCUUCUUGCUCCGACCCUAUAACUUCUUUGAUGAAGACCCCUCCAUCUUCUCCCCUGGCAGCAUCUACUUUGAGAAGGGCCAGGAUGUUGGGCUCUGCAGUGUCAACCCUGUGGCCUGCAUCCCUCACCUGGUAGCCUGUGUCCCGGACCUGCCCCCUUUCUCUUACCAGGACUUUUAGCCCUGAGGUUUUGGUGGGACAUGGAGUAGGGAUGCUGGGGCAUAUGUACCUUCCUCUCUGUUCCCACUUCCUGCUCCCCUGACUCCCAGCCUCUUAAUGUUUCUUAGGAAACAGCCUUCUCCCACAAUAAACCCUCAUAUAUCCUUUCAGUUAAUUCUUAUUUCCAGUUCAUUUUUUUUAAAUGAUGAAUUUACACAGAUGAUAUUAUUAUUAAAAUAUUCAAACAGCACCACAAAUCCUACCAAUUAGAAAUAGCUAGUGUUCACAUUUAAUGAAUGUUAUACAAGACAUUUCUUUAUGCACAUGCAUUGAAAUGGAAGAAGAGAAUUUUGUAAAAACUGAUGGUAUGUGCAAUUUAUAAUAAAAAUAUUACAAGAUUUUUACUUGAAUUUCUUCUAUAUGACUAGUAUCUAGAACCCCCCCAGAGAAUAUUGAGGACUCUGGCCAAGGAAAUUAGCAAUAGAAGAGAGAGGGCAAGGGGGACAGACCUGGCCAAGGAAUGCUGUUUGGGAAGCUCAAGGGCUGGGGGUGGGGAUUUCCUUGGAAGGAGAAUAACAGUUCCAAGUUACAGGAAAGGGAACAUCUGGCCCUGGGAAGGUGGGGGCUGGGCAAGAAGCGGGGCUGAGGGGGAUGAGGAGCCGCUCUGCACAAAUCCACUCUGCACAACCCCAGCUCCUUGCUGGUGCUGCACUUCCGUGCUCAGGCUGGCCAGCUGUAUUAUCUUGAAACCGGCCGCCCCCCCGCCCCCUACUUCCUCUUACCCCCGCUCU
Diceros bicornis minor is the source of this 4385-nucleotide messenger RNA. It is a transcript of the gene AOC2, whose product is annotated as amine oxidase copper containing 2. The transcript has 4 exons. Lineage: Eukaryota; Metazoa; Chordata; Mammalia; Perissodactyla; Rhinocerotidae. The record is from RefSeq and is a predicted model, not a curated record. Bases 1345 to 3615 code for a protein of 756 amino acids. Gene Ontology annotation, molecular function: primary methylamine oxidase activity; quinone binding; copper ion binding. Gene Ontology annotation, biological process: amine metabolic process. Gene Ontology annotation, cellular component: plasma membrane.